This is a messenger RNA of Bemisia tabaci, 4463 nucleotides long. RefSeq names its product beta-1,3-galactosyltransferase 5. The record is from RefSeq and is a predicted model, not a curated record. Gene Ontology annotation, molecular function: hexosyltransferase activity. Lineage: Eukaryota; Metazoa; Arthropoda; Insecta; Hemiptera; Aleyrodidae. Gene Ontology annotation, cellular component: Golgi membrane. Gene Ontology annotation, biological process: protein O-linked glycosylation.
GAAUUGAAAAUUUCAUCGGUAAAGCUGUCCGCAGUAGUUAAAAAAAUUAAUUUUGCGAUUAUCUUAUCAAUGAAUUGAUUAAAGUCGGCAACGUUCAAACCUCGAACAAAACAAAAGCUAGUGAUAAGUGAUAUGAUAAACAACGCGGCGCGUAGAUCGAAAAAAGAUUUCUAUAUUAUGCAAAAACUUUCACUAAUCUGAAUAUAUUUUUAAACGCACAGACAGGCUGUGUUUUAACUGAGGAUCGGUCCCGGAGGUGAAACCUAACCAUUUUGCUCUAGAGCUGGAGUCUUCGGCUGUAGAAGAUGGGGUAGACUGUAAGGAGGCACUUCACAACUGGAGGCUCAAACAUACAAUUGACCUGAAAGAUACAAGACCGAAGAAUGGGAAGCCUUAAAAUGCCUGAAUCAUCUUUUAACCAGCCACACCAUUCACAAGGAUCCGCAGAAACCAGCGUGAUCAGAGGCCUGUCAUCUCUCUACUUGUCAACACUAUGAAUUUCGAGAGACUGAAACUCUUCCGAUUUCCUUCUGCAAAACUUGUAACCGUCACUCUCACCAUAAUAUGUGUCAAUAUUUUUCUCUUAAUUUUUCUAGACAACGUAUUAAAUUCUCAGAACUUGCGGCAAACUGUUGCAGAACCGUAUGGCUUCCUACCGAAACAGUCAGACUUAGAUCUCAUAGACCAGAAUUUCACAAAAUUAUUUGACUUGGACUUCCGAUUUGUGAUCAACAAUGAUUGCAAAACUGAUUUUCAGCCCCGGGUAAUUUGGAUCAUCACAUCAUAUUUUUCACACGUAGAGCUGAGAAGUGCAUCCAGGAGAUCUUACCCGGCCUCUCUUUUGAGAGAAUUGGGCAUUCGGCGAGUUUUUUUACUCGCCCGGUCGAAGAAAAACGAGAUCAGUCAGAAUGCUGUUCUCCAUGAAAACUCUCGCUAUAAUGACCUCAUUCAAGGGGAUUUCAUAGAGGAUUAUAGAAAUUUAACUUAUAAGCAUGUGAUGGGACUCAAAUGGGCUGUGCAUAGUUGCGGACAGUUUCAAUACAUAAUGAAAAUGGAUGAUGACAUCGUCAUUAAUUUGUACGAACUACUGUCUUUUCUAAAAAGCUACAAAGAGGAAGUCAACCUGUUAGGUUACGUCAUGACACACAUGGAAGUCAUUCGAAGAGAUGCAAAUAAGUGGUUCGUGAAAAAUGCAGAAUUUCCCGAGUCAGAGUACCCCCCGUUUUUGUCAGGAUGGUUGUACAUUUUAUCGCGCUCUGCAGCCUUCAAACUUUUAUCUUUUACCCGAAGUGUCCCAUACUUCUGGAUUGAUGAUGUUUAUGUGACAGGAUUACUGGCUAGAAAAGCGGGUGUUUCUCAUCAAAUGAUGAAUUCAAAAUUCACAACUGAUUAUCACUACGUUAGAUGUUGCUUUAAGUAUGAUUUUGCAUGUGAUAUCCUCGUUGGACCAAACGGAGGUGAUAAUAAUCUGCAGGUUGAAUUUGCCAAGCACUCAGAAAAAUGCCAAGCUCAGCAGUGCCCUCCAAGACCCAGUAAUUUUUCUGUGCAGAACCGAUGCGUUUUACCGUUUGAAUCGAAACUUCUUGCAGCAGGAAAAGCUUCCGUCGAUGUUUUAAUUUGAUUGAGCUACACUAAGAGAAUGGGUACCUAACUGAAGAGAUGGGAGUAACUGAAUUUAAGCAUUAUAUCCAGGUUGCAAAAAACUGCAUUUCAUUAUCAUGUAAGUUUGAUUGAAACCUUAAAUUUAAUGACUUUAAAAACUGUUGCAUGUAUUGUUAUGAUUGUAUCUCCUCAUGUUACAGAAUAUCCUAGAUAUUCCGUUCCCAACCCAAAAUUCUCCACCAUCUCUCGUUUUUCAGAGAUGGCCUUCUUUGACUCUGUUCUAUUCCAACUUCUCUAAUUACCGUUCACUAUGAAGACAUAAUUCUGUUGUGAGUUUUAUUACUCAGGAAAUAAGUUGUAUCUAUCAUUGUGAUAAGAAAUGUGUUGGAAUGCAUCAAGGCCUUAUAACCAGAGAACCAGAUUUAUUAUCAGGUAGAUGAUUACCUGCUUCAUGAGUGCCUUUGUUUUACUUUGUACAACACGUUCGUUGGUUCUUAAAAAGGGAUAGGGCAUUCUCAAGACUCCAAUGAAUAUUAUGAUUUUGUAAGGUGAAACCAUGCAUUUUAUUAAACGUUGCAUAUUGUGAUUUUUUUUUUUUUCUUUUGUAGCAAGAAGUCUCUUCUAUAUGUAAUGAUUUUAAGUUAUUUUAUCAUCUAUUGUAAAUAUGCAGAAGAAAAAUGUUAUCUUUAAUUUUUUUGAACAAGCCUUCAAUUCUUAGUUCAAAUGAGUGAAGAGGAAAGAGGCAAAAGACUGGUUUCCAAAUUCGGUAAGAAAAGGGACCAUUUAAAAUUUCACAGAAAGUCCUCCAUGAACUCAUAAAGGGUUAAAUACUCAUAUAAUGUUAUGGCUAAUUUAUAUUCAGUUUUGAGAGAAUGUUUGAGUCGUUUUUAUGAUUGUACAGAUACUUCGAAAGUUCUUUCUGUUGAUCACAAAAAUUCGAUACGUACCUUUUUCUUCUCAACUUAUGAUUUCAUGAAAUUUUUAGAAAUUGUAUCUGUUUCUCAUUUAAUUUAACCUGAUGCCUGUUAAGUUUGCCCCUAAAAAUUCAAGGGAAAAAUUAAUUUAUUUGCCAGUUAAAAUGAAAAAAUUGAAGAAAAGCUCAUUUUUUUAAUCCCUUUUUUAUAUCACUUGAUGAUGUGGCCACUUGGAGUUUUGAGGCAAUUACAUCAACACUUGAACAGGUCCUCAACGCAAUCCAGGAAAUUUUAGUUGCUGGUCCAUUAGGAGAAAAAUUUGCUGUUGUUAGAAUGCUAUUGGAAUGGGUCAUAGGGGAAAAAUAAUGCCUCAGAGAUAGAUUUAGAGUAAUUACGCAAAGGAAAAAGGAUCCUCAACCCACAAUGUUGAUAAUCUAUGUUUACAACGUGCAUUACUUGUUGCCAUAACACAAGCUCAUAAGAAUGAGAAUAGAGCAAACUCAGGGGGAUUUGACAAAAUUAGAAAACAAACAAUAAACAAGAACACUUAAAACAAGCUGGCAUUAUUUAAAAAUGGUGUUUCCCUUGAUGAUUUACCGUGGUUCCAAACUGUUUUGGGUAAACAUUCCAUAACUACAUAGCAGGAGCCAUUAUAACGGGAAUGAAACUGUGUUUGAGGAUCCUAAAUUCUCACAUUUAUUUCCAAAGACCAAUGAUUCCAAUAGGUACUGAUUCUUAUGAAAAUAAAUUUGUGGAUCCCUAAAAAGGAAAAUGGUACACAUUUUUUUAAUGUAUUUUACAAUGUUGGUAUAAUUACAACCUAACAUAAGAGAGGAAUACAGAUUGGGUGGAAAAUGAGGCGCUAGGUGCAGUGAGAGUACUCAGUCGCAAAGCUUCAGAAUCUUAGCUAAUAUUUCAUUCAUUUUAGGCAAAAAGAAUGCAUACAUUUCAUUGAAAUUUUUGCUGAAUAUUCUUGAUAAUUCUACAAUUUUUUAUAGAAAAAUUCCAAGAAAAAUCACCCAUUAAAUACUUCACUAAGGCAUAAAGUAGCCUCAUCGAUUCUGAAUAACAUUCAAAAUUCAAUAACAUGAAUAUGUACAAGGAUUACAAAAGAAGUAGUAAGUCACAAAUUAAGUAGUUCACCAUAAAAUUAUAGCACUGCAUAACUUAGUCUGAUUCUCACUUUCUACUGGAAUGAUGGGUAACUUGCUUGAACAUCUUCAUUUUCGACAGGUUGAGUAUCUUUCUUCUGUGAGACCGUUUCCUUCCGAACUUCAGCUUCCCUUUUGCCAUGCAAUAACAGACUACAAAAAACCCCGAGAUGCUCCUUGAUUGUCCUGAUGAUGAAGACUCAUCUUCAAAAGUUCAUCACUAACCUCCGGAAUCAUGAAUGCGACACUCGUAUCAGGAUUUUGUCAUUGUUUCUUAGUGCAGUGAAGUUUUAAAUCCACACACAAGGUCACAGAGAAAGUAAUCAGGCAAAAAAGAAAAUCACAACAGCACAUUUAGAACUUGUAUAAUAACUGAUGAGAACAAUAGCGAACGGAUAACUUUUAAUAGAAAAACGGUUUUUUACCGAUGAUACAAUCGCAACAUCAUUUUGUUAGUGAGACCCGGAAUUGCGUUGAGGUGUUGUUUCCCGAGUGCCGGCGCCAUAAAAAAUCCUGUCCAAAUACAGUACAAUUUUUCUUUGAAUAAAUUUUUUCAGUUAUGACUUCUAUGUUUUUGACUUCUCAGUGAUAAGAUAUAGGGGAAACUUGUGUUCUGCUUCGAUGUCACUUUUAUCAUUCCAUAUUUUGUUAAAACUUAUUAUUUGUACAGUGGCAGAAAGCCUGUUUUUACUUUUUACUUUUGUACUUGUUUCACUUAUUGUUACAUUUUCUAACUCCUUUAUUUUUUUUAACCAACUCAGAAAUUAAGACUUAAUAAAACUUUUGUCUAACUCAA